GACGACUAAUGGUAACAAGAUGUCAGUGUCUGCACCCCACAUAGGCAGAUUGCUUCCCAGUCGGACAUCUCUUUUCAUCUGUGAUGUGCAGGAGAGGUUCAGGACAACAAUCAAGGGUUACCCUGCUGUCAUUGACUCUGCAAGGAGACUGGUCAGAGGGGCAGCAGCCUUGGAGAUCCCUAUAAUAUGCACCGAACAGUACCCAAAAGCAUUGGGCUCUACAGUCCAAGAAGUGCUGGAAGUUUUGCCAGAUGCUUGCAAGCCUGUUCCAAAGACCGACUUUACGAUGUUGGUUCCAGAAGUGAAAGCCCAGCUGGACAGCAUGCGCCAUGUGAAGCAAAUUGUGCUGGUGGGCAUUGAAGGCCAUGUCUGCGUUUUUCAAACAGCUUUGGAUUUACUGGAACUGGGGUAUGAGGUCCACGUUGUGGCUGAUGGGGUGUCCUCAUCUCGAUGGCUGGACAGAGCAGUUGGUCUUCAGAGAAUUGCUCAGAGUGGUGGCUUCCUUGUGACAGCGGAGAUGGUGCUCUUCCAAUUGACAGGUGGUUCAAAGCACCCAGCUUUCAAGACAAUCAGCAAUCUUGCCAAGGAGAGCCGUCCUGAAGCGCUGCCCAUCGUCUCCAUGCUCUAAGCCACACGUUCACAAUGGGUUUCAAACACUCGAAAAUAAGCAAUUCUGUCAGUCGGGAUAUCCCUGACCUUGACACACUGCGCUCAAGGCAUGCUGUUUACUUUUAUGCUGCGUGUCACCUUGCUUGUCAACCUGCAACUCUGUGAGCGCUCCUGAAACCAGGAAGGAAAUUAUACAUGUAAAAGCAACUGGGCCUU
Molecule: messenger RNA, 825 nt
Organism: Coccomyxa subellipsoidea C-169
Lineage: Eukaryota; Viridiplantae; Chlorophyta; Trebouxiophyceae; Coccomyxaceae
Product: Isochorismatase hydrolase
Exons: 6
Coding region: 20-628 (202 amino acids)
Source: RefSeq, a predicted model, not a curated record